AAUAUUGGGACAGAGAUUGUAACCUAGUUCCAAAAUUCCCCGGAAUGGCCGAUAAGAGUAGUCUGAAAGAUCGAAUUGCCAUCGUGACGGGCGCGUCGCGAGGGAUCGGCAGAGAAAUUGCCCUUCACUUGGCGCGCAAGGGAGCAAAAGUGGUGAUCAAUUAUGGUGCAAAUGCAGAGAAAGCAGAGGAGGUGGCCCUAACAAUUAACAAGGGCUGUGAUACAGUCAGAGCAGUGACCUGCAAGGCCGAUAUUUCCAAGGCGAACGAAGUAAGCAAGCUCUUUGAUGUGGCGGAGGAAGCCUUCGGUGCAGUGCACAUUCUGGUUAACUGCGCGGCCAUUCUCGACCCCAAAUACCCACCCCUGACAGAAACCCCCGAAGAAGCGUGGGAGUCCACCUUCAAUGUCAACUGCAAGGGAGCUUUUCUAUGCUCCAGGGAAGCUGCCAAUAGAGUGGUCAAAGGCGGUGGUGGUCGCAUAAUAAAUUUGAGCACUUCGGUGGUUGGGUCUCUUAGGGUUGGAUAUGGAGCAUACGGGGCCAGUAAGGCCGCCGUGGAGACGAUGACCAAAAUAUUGGCCAAGGAAUUGAGGGGCACCAAGAUUACUGCUAAUUGUGUGGCACCCGGGGCAGUGGCCACGGAAAUGUUCUUUGCAGGAAAGAGCGACGUCCUGGUUGAAUCCAUUGCUAAAGAGGUUCCCUUUGAGCGCCUGGGUCAGGUCAGUGACGUGGCGCCCGUCGUUGCAUUCCUGGCCAGUGAUGAAGGAGAGUGGGUCAAUGCUCAGGUCAUUCGGGUCAAUGGUGGCAGUCCAUGAUAAUGUAUCAGGAAUUGGUACAAUGUUUGGUGAAACAGACUGCGAUGGUUUAGCAAAGGAAUUGUUCAAUAUCACAAGAAUGCAUUUAAGAUUACCAAGAAGUGCGGUUAACAAUGCAAUGCACGUCUAACUUACGUCGUCACCAGCCAACAAAAGCAUCUAAUUCCAACUAAUGCUAUCGAUAUUAAUUGCUGCUUUAUUUAAUUUUAUAUUCUUGUGUUUUCGAUUUGACAAAACCUAUGUAAGCUGUAACAAUAAUUGGUGCCUUCGUCUUGUAGAAUAGGAGAAAAUACUGGUGAAGAGGUUCAAAAGUGUUCGAUAUCCAUUAAAGGAUGAACAUUUUAUAGUGUUAAGAGUUAGUAAUAGAGUAGAGUGGUGUGCAUGCAUUCAUCAUAGAUUUCAGUAAUAAUAUUGUUAACAAUUAUGUAAAACACUCUUAAAAUGUCUAGUGGCUUGGUGAACAAUUUUACAUACACAAAGCUACAUUUUCGAUGGGAGUUA
Messenger RNA from Cryptomeria japonica (Japanese cedar), 1313 nucleotides. Its product is annotated as short-chain type dehydrogenase/reductase. The transcript is spliced from 2 exons. Bases 45 to 812 code for a protein of 255 amino acids. Lineage: Eukaryota; Viridiplantae; Streptophyta; Pinopsida; Cupressales; Cupressaceae. The record is from RefSeq and is a predicted model, not a curated record.